AGUUUUUCCCCGUUUCUUCCCUGACUUCUCCCAUAUUUUUCCCCCCGAUUUCCCCAGGAACAAGGAGUGUCCCACCUGCAGGAAGAAGCUGGUUUCCAAGCGUUCCCUCCGCCCCGACCCCAAUUUCGACGCGCUCAUCUCCAAGAUUUACCCGAGCCGCGACGAGUACGAGGCGCACCAGGACCGGGUGCUGGCCAAGCUCAGCCGCCUGCACAACCAGCAGGCGCUCAGCUCCAGCAUCGAGGAGGGCCUCAAGAUGCAGGCCAUGCACAGGUCCGGGCGGAAUUCCCGAAAUUCCCAAAUUUUUACGGGAUUUUGGGGGGGCGGGGCCGGGCCCGGGGGGCGGGGCAGCCCCGAGGCCGAGGCGGAGGCGGGGAGCAGCGAGAUCGAGCUCGUCUUCAGGCCACACCCCCUGCUGGUGGAGAAGGGCGAGUACUGCCAGACACGGUGA
Molecule: messenger RNA, 451 nt
Organism: Pyrgilauda ruficollis (rufous-necked snowfinch)
Lineage: Eukaryota; Metazoa; Chordata; Aves; Passeriformes; Passeridae
Product: E3 ubiquitin-protein ligase RING2-B-like
Exons: 2
Biological process (GO): negative regulation of DNA-templated transcription
Cellular component (GO): ubiquitin ligase complex; PcG protein complex
Molecular function (GO): chromatin binding; ubiquitin protein ligase activity
Source: RefSeq, a predicted model, not a curated record